Messenger RNA from Sitodiplosis mosellana (orange wheat blossom midge), 1851 nucleotides. RefSeq lists its product as uncharacterized. The record is from RefSeq and is a predicted model, not a curated record. The coding region runs from base 342 to 1571 and encodes 409 amino acids. NCBI's taxonomy places the organism in Eukaryota, Metazoa, Arthropoda, Insecta, Diptera, Cecidomyiidae. The transcript is spliced from 2 exons.
AGAGAGAGAGAGAGAGAGAGUGAAGGUGAAUUGUUAGACCAACAAUGUUGGUGUAACUCAAAACCGUUCGACUUUAGAAUGUGACGCGACAUUUGCACUUGUGUGUGUAGUUCAAACCACAGAGUGAGUGACAGAAGAGCCAUAACAGAAUUGUGCACUUGAGGUUUUGGCCAUUGGAUGCUGCACGUGUUGUUAAUUUGUUUUAAGAAAAAUUUUGCUCACCGCCUAUUUUGUUUGUUAAAAAAUACCAAUAAUCGGCUUUUCAAUUGUAUAUUGCGGAAAGAGAAACAAUCAUAUCACAUCACAGUAAGUGAGCCACACAUUUCAUCACCGUCUCAAUAAUGGAAAACGCACCAGAGGUUUUGUUGUUAAAUCCAAGGCCAAACGAUUACUUAUCGUUGCUGAAUGAAAGAGAAUUGGUGAACAUUUUCAAGCAUCUGGAUUUGUAUGAACUUUUGCAAAUCAGCGAGCUCGAUGUCAACUAUCAACGGAUCAUUGGCGAACGCAUCAUCUCCAAGCAAACGCUCGAUGUCAGCAAAGUCAGUAGACACUACGACACUCGUCAAUUAUUCAAACAAUUUGGCGAGUACGUGACCGAUUUGAAAGUGCACGAGUCUGACAUCCAGUAUAAAGACGAUCAAUACACAUUCAUUGAGGAGAUAUUCCGAUUGAUCAACAAGCGAUGCACCGUUGGCCGUCUCAAAUCAAUCUCAAUUGGUCUCAACAGAGAAGCUCAGCACAUGAUUCGCACUGUACCAAAUGUGUUCUGCGAGAUUUCAUCACUUUCCGUGUAUGGCGAUUAUUUCGGGCAGUUGAGUAAUCUAUUGGAACAGGUGAUACCCAAAUGUUCGAAACUUUGUUCAUUGGAAAUCACUCGUAUGUCCGGAAAUUGGAAUUUCCUCAUAAGUCCACAGCUACAAAUGCUACAAACGCUGGAAAUUAAAUACUGUCAAAUCCCCCAUUCUGUCUGGGCCCAUUUCAUCCGAAUCGGUAUUCAAUCGUUGACCAGUUUGGUCAUCAAACAGAAUGCAUUCUCGUUCGAUGAGCCAGAAACACCGAUGGAAAAAGUGACCAGAACAUGGUUAGCCAACUCAAUUGGAAUUAAAUUUCCGAAUUUAAAAGAACUCGUUUUAAUAAAUUGCCAUCCAGGCCUCUUAUUCGAUGGAAGUAAAUUCACACAACUUGAGAAAAUUUCAUUCAAUGCCAGGGGAAUGUUAUUCAUUUCAGACAGCAUCAAGUACAUGACAAAUUUGCGCUCUGUUGAAUUUUCGGAAUAUAGUACGAUUUCUGUAUUCGAAGAUUUCCUACAGCUUCCAUUGCUCAGUGAGUUCAUAUUGAACGCACACGACAUCGGUGCAAAUGUGAUCACGGCAAUUGUUGCAGCCUCGCGUUAUCUGCGUGUUUUGCGCCUCAAUUCACGAAAACCCAGGAUUGCAUGGACGCUUUAUAACGAACUUGUGAUCGAACGAGCAACCCGUUGGCCAGACGCACCACCACUGCAUAUGUACGCAAGAUUCAAGGAUUUUCAGCGCCACAAACCAAAUGUCAUCACCAUUCAUAGAAUCAAUUGAAAGAAAACUUCAUUUCGUCGAUACACACAAUUCUACUUUUUUUCUUAUUUUUUUUUUGUCAUUGUUCAGAUUUAUUGUUCGAAGGAAUUUCAUUGAUAAGAUAUGUGAAAGCAAAUGUAUUAAUUGUCAUUGAAAAUCAGAACAACCUAGAAUAUGAAAUCAUCGCCUACACAAAUACCUGAAAAUGAAGUGAUAUAUGUAUAAGAGAGUCCUAAUUAACCUGGCCCACAAUUGAUGAAAAUUUCCGUGAAAUAUUAAAUUCAUCAAAAUUAAACUAAAA